AUGAAAGUUCAUCCCGCCAAGUGCGUCUUCAGAGCCUCCUCCAUCGACUUCCUCGGUCACAGAGUCUUGUCGAGCGGCAUCCAACCCCUGCCACAGAAGGUAACUGCCAUCAAGGAGUUCCACAAACCUGAAACAGCGAAGAAGCUCCGAGAAUUCCUGGGUUUAGUCAACUACUACCACCUCUUCAUUGCCCAGGCUACUAACAUCCUCGCUCCUCUCCACGAUCUUCUCAAGGGACUCCCCAAGACGUCUCACAAGUCUCUCAUAUGGACUCAGGAGGCUUUUACAGCAUUCACCACUAUCAAGCUGGCUCACCCUGCUAACAACGCCCGGACCACUCACAACAGACGCUUCCCUACUGCCGUGGGCGCCGUCUUACAAUAG
This is a messenger RNA of Homarus americanus (American lobster), 384 nucleotides long. RefSeq lists its product as uncharacterized. The transcript has a single exon. Bases 1 to 384 code for a protein of 127 amino acids. The record is from RefSeq and is a predicted model, not a curated record. NCBI's taxonomy places the organism in Eukaryota, Metazoa, Arthropoda, Malacostraca, Decapoda, Nephropidae.